Heteronotia binoei (common prickly gecko) is the source of this 1457-nucleotide messenger RNA. It is a transcript of the gene POGLUT1, whose product is annotated as protein O-glucosyltransferase 1. The coding region runs from base 99 to 1286 and encodes 395 amino acids. Gene Ontology annotation, molecular function: UDP-xylosyltransferase activity; UDP-glucosyltransferase activity. The transcript has 11 exons. Lineage: Eukaryota; Metazoa; Chordata; Lepidosauria; Squamata; Gekkonidae. The record is from RefSeq and is a predicted model, not a curated record. Gene Ontology annotation, biological process: protein O-linked glycosylation; positive regulation of Notch signaling pathway. Gene Ontology annotation, cellular component: endomembrane system.
AAUGGGGGUGGAGUCUGUCCCUUUCUGUGGAACCACUUGAAUGGGAAUCUCUGUGUCUGUGGGCGGUGUGCGCAAGCGUUGUGGUUGGCUUUCUCGCGAUGGAGUCUCCUCUGCCGUCUCUCUGGCUGCAGCGAGUGGCAACUCUGUUUCUGUUUGUGUUCUGCUGCUGGGGAAGUGGCUCCGCAGGUGGGCAUACAAAUUGGAAGAAAUUCCUGGUCCAGAUUAGCAGAGCUGUGGAGAACUACAAGCCAUGCAUAAAGGAAAAUUGCAGCUGUCACCAAGGAGUUAGGGAACAGGACUUGGCUCCUUUUCGAGAUGGGAUCUCCAAGGAAUUGCUGUCAGAAGCAAUCAGUCGAAAGCUGGGGACUCACUACCAGAUCAUUGAGAAGAAGCUGUAUCGUGAGCAUGAUUGCAUGUUCCCUGCAAGGUGUAGCGGCAUUGAGCAUUUCAUUUUGGAGAUCAUUGACCAUCUUCCAGAUAUGGAGUUUGUGGUCAAUGUACGGGACUACCCGCAGGUGCCUAAAUGGAUGAAACCUCCUAUUCCCGUCUUCUCCUUCAGUAAGACUUCAGAAUACUAUGACAUUAUGUAUCCUGCCUGGACAUUUUGGGAAGGAGGACCAGCUGUCUGGCCCAUUUAUCCAACAGGCCUAGGACGCUGGGACAUAAUGAGAGAGGCCCUCCAAAGCUCAGCAGAAAAAUGGCCAUGGAAGAAGAAGAUUCCCACAGCUUACUUCCGAGGAUCGCGGACAAGCCCAGAGCGGGACCCCCUUGUUCUUCUUUCUCGAGAAAAUCCAGUCCUUGUUGAUGCAGAAUACACUAAAAACCAAGCCUGGAAAUCUGAAAAAGACACUCUUGGAAAACCACCUGCUAAGGAAGUUCCUCUAGUGGACCACUGUAAGUACAAAUACCUCUUUAACUUCCGAGGUGUAGCAGCCAGUUUUCGAUUCAAGCACCUCUUCCUGUGUGGCUCGCUGGUUUUUCAUGUUGGGGAAGACUGGCAGGAAUUCUUUUAUGCACAGCUGAAACCUUGGGUUCAUUACAUCCCAGUCAAGUCUGAUCUUUCCAAUGUGAGGGAGCUGCUACAGUUAGUAAAAGAAAAUGAUGACAUAGCCCAAGAAAUUGCAGAGAGGGGUCGCCAGUUUAUCAUGAAUCAUUUGCAGAUGGAGGAUAUCUCUUGCUAUUGGGAAAGACUUCUAACUGGAUAUUCUAAAGCCCUGAUUUACAAAGUUAAACGGAAGAGUAACUUCAGUUUGAUAUCCCCCAGGCCACUGAAAACAGAACUGUAGAAGCUACUGUUACAUUUUCAUCUCAGGACCAAAGCAUGUAGACAGUGUUUCAAAAUGGUAACUGUUUGUUUUGGCAAAGUAAAACAGAAAUCAGGUGAUAAACUUGAUUAGUUUUAUGGGUGCUAUUUGGUUUCUGCUUUACUUGUGAGCUAAUAAAAAGCUAGAAAACUA